CUGUGGAGAUGGGGUUUGGGAAGGACCCGCUGCAGAGGCAGUUCCUCAGAUAAACCUCUUUGGACACACAAAUUCAGUUAGAGAGAAAGCUGCCCUUGAGAGCCAUUCCAGUAACAAUGCGAAGCAGCAAGAUAUGGAAGAGUUUGAUUAUUUCUUUGAUGAAUUUGAGAAUUACACCUAUGCCUCUGAGUAUUUCCAACAGGAAUUGGAAUUGGAAGAGCGGUCUCGCCUGGGACCCGUACAGUGGAUUUCUCUUGUAUUAUAUAGCCUAGCGUUUGUCCUUGGGGUGCCAGGAAACGCCAUUGUCAUCUGGUUCACAGGGUUUAAAUGGGAAAAGACAGUUGCCACUCUCUGGUUCCUCAAUCUGGCCAUUGCAGAUUUCGUCUUUCUUCUCUUCCUGCCUCUUUAUAUCUCCUACGUGGCCAUGAAUUUCCACUGGCCCUUUGGCACCUGGUUGUGUAAAGCCAACUCCUUCAUCGCUUUGCUGAACAUGUUUGCCAGCGUGUUCUUCCUCACGGUGAUCAGCCUGGACCGUUACAUUCAUCUGAUUCACCCCGUCUUCUCGGAACGCCGCCGGACCCUGAGGAAUGCCCUCUGUGUCAUCGGCGUAGUGUGGCUGGGGGCAGUUCUGAUCGCUGGCCCUGCCCUGUACUUCAGGGAAACUCUUGACCACAACAACCACACCAUCUGCUACAACAAUUUCCACCCGAGUGACAACAGCAUUGUUUUAAUGAGGCACCAUGCUCUGACCUGGACAAAGUUUGUUUUGGGUUACCUCCUUCCCCUGCUCACUAUGAUCAUCUGUUACUCGCUUCUCGCCCUCCAGGUGAAGAGACGAGCCACCCUGACGUCCAGCAGGCACUUCUGGACCAUCCUGGCCGUGGUGCUGGCCUUUGUGAUUUGUUGGACCCCCUUCCACCUCUUUAGCAUUUGGGAGCUGUCGAUUCACCACAGCAGCUCCUACCACCAUGUGCUUCAGGCGGGACUCCCCAUCUCUACCGGGCUGGCAUUCUUCAACAGCUGCCUGAACCCUCUUCUUUAUGUCUUGAUUAGUAAGAAGUUCCAAGCUCGCUUCCAGGCCUCAGUUGCUGAACUUUUAAAGCUUACCUUGCGGGAGGUCAGCUGGUCAGGGACAGUGAGUGAACAGUGUAAACACUCAGAGACCAAGAACUUGUGCCUCCUAGAAAUAGUUCAGUGAGAAGUUUACCAAAAUUGAAGAUAAAAUAAUUUACACCUAAAUAAAAGAAACCAAAAUUGACCAUAGCAUGACACACCACAGGGCCAUUUUUCUUUCCUUUUGUAUAAGUGAAAAUUUUAUAUCCUUUAGACUUCAUCUCCCAGAAUUCUUCCCUCCUCCCCAAAUUCCCUUUUCCUUUGUGUUUACCUGAGUCUUUUAUGUUAUUGUAUUUAAGUUUUGGGGUAUACCUCUCUCAGUCUCU
Messenger RNA from Gracilinanus agilis (Agile Gracile Mouse Opossum), 1439 nucleotides. RefSeq names its product chemerin chemokine-like receptor 2 (gene CMKLR2). Gene Ontology annotation, cellular component: plasma membrane. The transcript is spliced from 2 exons. The record is from RefSeq and is a predicted model, not a curated record. Gene Ontology annotation, biological process: complement receptor mediated signaling pathway; positive regulation of cytosolic calcium ion concentration; inflammatory response. The annotation marks the transcript as partial. NCBI's taxonomy places the organism in Eukaryota, Metazoa, Chordata, Mammalia, Didelphimorphia, Didelphidae. Gene Ontology annotation, molecular function: G protein-coupled receptor activity; complement receptor activity.